CCUCAGAGACCAACAGACGCUCUCAGAGACCCGCAGCCUCCCGCACCUCUCCGUUAUUGUUCCUGACACAGACCGUGGAAGUGGAUUCGCAGACAUGGGAAAAGAUGCGAGACCAAACUGGGACAACCCCAUGCAGUUCGUGCUGGCGUGCGUGUCGUACGCGGUGGGUCUGGGCAACGUGUGGAGGUUCCCCUACCUCUGUCAGAUGCACGGCGGAGGAGGGUUCCUGAUCCCGUACCUCAUCAUGCUGGUCCUGGAGGGGAUCCCAUUAUUCUACCUGGAGCUCGCCAUUGGUCAGAAGAUGAGUCUGGGCAGCAUCGGGGCAUGGACCGCCAUCAGCCCGUAUUUAGGAGGCGUGGGUCUUGCUAGCGUGGUGACCUCUCUGUAUCUGUGCCUCUACUACAACAUCAUCAACGCCUGGAGCUUCUGGUACCUCUUCCAUUCGUUCCAGUCGGUGUUGCCCUGGGCCGAGUGUCCCGUCAACGCUAAUCUGACGGGACCCUUAGAGGAGUGUGACCGGGCCACACCCACUGAGUACUUCUUCUACAGAGAAACUCUGGAUAUUGCUGGUUCUAUUGAGGAGAAUGGUGGCGUCCACAUGGGCCAGAUGCUCUGCUUCCUGCUGGCCUGGUUCGUCACCUACCUAUUCAUCGUCAGAGGAGUCAAGUCCACCGGAAAGGUGGUGUACUUCACCGCCACGUUUCCUUACGUGGUCCUCUUAGUCUACCUGGUCAGAGGCGUCACUCUUCAUGGAGCCAUCAAUGGUGUCACGUACAUGUUCACACCAAAAAUGGAUCAGCUGGCCAACCCAACCACUUGGAUCAAUGCAGCCACUCAGAUCUUCUUCUCUCUGGGUCUGGGAUUCGGCUCCCUCAUAGCCUUCGCCAGCUACAACCAUUACAACAACAACUUUGAGCGUCAGGCCAUCGUGGUCUCCCUUAUCAACAGUGGGACAUCCGUCUUUGCCAGCAUCGUCACAUUCUCCAUCUACGGCUUCAAGGCCACCGUCAACUAUGAGAACUGUCUGGAAAGCACUCGUGUUCUCCUGCUGAAUGCCUUCAGUCUAGCUGAGGACACCAUCAGCAUAGACAACGUCCUCGAGUGGAUCCAGAAGCUGAACUCAACGUACCCACAGCAGUUUGCUGAACUUGGACUGGAAGCUGUGCCCUGUGACCUGAACAAGGAGCUGGACACGGCGGUGGAAGGGACCGGUCUGGCCUUCAUCGUGUACAGUGAGGCCAUUAAAAACAUGCCUCUGUCUCAGCUCUGGUCCGUUCUGUAUUUCAUCAUGCUCCUGCUGCUUGGGUUGGGCAGCAUGUUGGGCAACGUCACUGCCAUCAUCACCCCGCUACGGGACUUCAAGAUCAUCUCCGGCAUAAGCAACGAGAUGUUCAACGGUUUGGUGUGUCUGUUCUGUCUCCUACUGGGCAUCGGUUUCACCACGCCAUCAGGAAACUACUGGUUCACCAUGUUCAACGACUACGGAGCGACCUUCUCUCUGCUCUUCAUCGUCCUCUUCGAGGUCAUCACCGUCAGCUACAUCUACGGCCUGAAAAGGUUUGAAAAGGACAUCGAGGACAUGCUGGGCCAUCGUCCCAACUGGUACUGGAAGAUCAUGUGGGGCGGAAUCAGUCCCAUCCUUCUCAUUGCCCUCUUCAUCUUCUACAUCGCCAACUACAUCAUGGGAGGGACGCCCACUUAUAUGGCAUGGAACAAAGACACGGGUAAGUCGGUGGAGACAGAGUACCCGGUGUUCGGUCAGCUCUUCAUCGGGCUGCUGCUGGUGUCAUCGGUCAGCUGCGUUCCUCUCACCGCUCUCUACGUCUUCUGCAGGAAGAGGAAACAGGGGAACCGUCCGGAGAGACAGCGUACGAUCAGCACGUUGUCUGCUUAAAGACACAAAGCGUCACAGACUCCUCUGUGUCCUCCUGAAAGUCUCCAUCAGGGAUCAGACGGAGGGCACGCCAUCAGAGGUCACCUUCAUGUUUUAUAAAAUACUACAGUGAACGUGUUCUUAGGCAUCCUGUCGGUCAGUGUUAGACGUCUGAGCCACAUUAAACACUCCAUUUAACACUCCUCAUGUCUGAUCAGCUUAAAGGGAAACUCCAGCAGCUCCUCAGAUAACUGGUACAUGUUUAUCUGGAGGCUGCAGCAGGGAAACAGACUGUAAUGUCUGCAGCAUAAGUCUGCACCAGUUCAGCCUAGUAGGUAUCAGUGUUAGCACCAGAACCAUACUGGUGCCAGACUUCAGGAUCCAAACAGCUCCUGGAGAAUGUUGCAGACUUUACAGCAUGUUUCACCUCUGCAAGACAAACUAAUCUGAGUAAAUUAAAACAUGUAAAAACUGGGUUCAGAUCAGCUAGGCUGGAUUUCCCUUUAACUGCAAACCUAUUUAGCAUAAAUGUAGUUUAUCUAAUUCCCAAACAUCUCCAUAAAUGAUAGCUGUUUUCAUGUGACACUAGUUUAUCAGUGUUCAUAUUAUGAUGAAUGUAUGUAGAUAUGUAGUUUACUCAGUGAGUAAUGACUUGUAGACUGUUAGAAAUCCUUUUAUAUUUUAUACACAGCCAAAAGUCUUUUCUAUUCGGCCUUAAAUGCGGAUGUGUCCAAAUGAACGAGGUGAGCUUAUUCAGGGUCAAAUUCUGUUUAUUCAUAGGAAAGAAAAUCUCACAGCGGGAUUAAACUUCAGCAGGAUUAUCAAACAUUAAUGCACUAAAGCCACCAGCAAAUCUGUCCUGUAGUUAACCUUUUACCACAUUUACACGAUGAUUAUUUCAGCUGAAAACAGGAUCUUUUGUAGGGAUUUGCCCGCCAGUCUACACGAUAGCGGCAUGCCUGACAAUGCAAACUUUUAAAAACAGCAGAGUUUUUAUCCUAAAGUAAACCAACAGUACGCAGAUCCUGAAGAACUUACCUUUUUGUGCACGCGUUCAUUGUGGUUCUACUCCAUGUGGCAGUAGACGGACUUCAACAACAAUGGCGUCCUCCUGAGUUUGUGCUGCUCAUGCCCAGACAGCCUUCCUCCUUUAAACAGAACUUCAGGGGUAAUGGUGAAUUCUGCAACAACUCUGAAAUCUGUGAAAUGGAAAGUUUGAAAAAAAAUCUGAGUCUAAAAAUCAGUUGAGUCUAAAAAUCAGUUGUGAUCUUACCUGAGUUUUGCAACAAUAAUGACUCCAUAUUGUUUAAAAAUUAAAGGUCACAUAUUUUUCUUAUAAAUGUAUAUCUUUAAAGCUGUGCCGUGUUUAUUGCGGCAUUUUCAGGUGUUUUUGUGGAUCUGUGUGACUGUGGUUGUCAUCACAAACUUUGACAAAAAUGAGAAUGAGCCCGUUUUCAGAGUAUUGUUUGAGUGUAAAAAUGUUCUUUAAUUUCUGAAAAUGUCAUUAUUUUUUUGUGAAUCAGAAACAGACAUCAUUAAUACAAUAAAACAGACACUCGGCUUCAUCAAUUUAA
Cheilinus undulatus (humphead wrasse) is the source of this 3447-nucleotide messenger RNA. RefSeq names its product sodium- and chloride-dependent transporter XTRP3-like. Gene Ontology annotation, molecular function: L-proline transmembrane transporter activity. Lineage: Eukaryota; Metazoa; Chordata; Actinopteri; Labriformes; Labridae. Gene Ontology annotation, cellular component: membrane. The transcript has 11 exons. Gene Ontology annotation, biological process: sodium ion transmembrane transport. The record is from RefSeq and is a predicted model, not a curated record. Bases 95 to 1894 code for a protein of 599 amino acids.